GGCGCGGGGCGGAGUUUCCUACCGAGGCAGACGCUCCUUUUGUCGGAUUCGUUUGGAGUUGACUCCCCGGGUUUCACGGGUGAAAAACAGGCUCCUAGAAAGGCUCGGAACCGGCCGAACCGGGUCAGUUCUGAGCGGGACCCAACCGGGACUCCAGCAGAACCAGCAGAACCUCCUGAUGUUCAGGCUCUCACAGCUUCCUGUGUUGUUGUGCAGAGCAGUGAGGCGCCGCCUUUGGCUGCAGGAUGAACGGCAGCAGCAGCGUCUCUGCGGCCCAAAGUGUGCGGAUCAAAGCCGAAGCAGAUGAGUGGACUAAGGAUGACUGCCUGACCCUGCUGGAGCGGAUCCGCAGCCUGUUGCCGGACGGAGACGCCAUGAAGUAUAAAACCACAGAGUCGCACUUCGACUGGGACAAGGUCCGCUUCGGCAGCUUCACCGGGGACAUGUGCCGCCAGAAGUGGCUGAAGGUGUCCUCUGAGGUGCGAAAGUAUCGAACGAUGACGGAGCUCCUCGUGGACGCCAUGGAGCUGGUGAAGAACCCGUACAAAGGCAAGAAGCUGAAGACCCACCCAGACUUCCCCAAGAAGCCGCUGACGCCCUACUUCCGCUUCUUCAUGGAGAAACGGGCCAAAUACGCCAAGAUCCACCCCGAGAUGAGCAACCUGGACCUGACCAAGAUCCUCUCCAAGAAGUACAAGGAGCUGCCCGAAAAGAAAAAGCAAAAGUACAUCACAGAGUUCCAGCAAGAGAAGGAGGAGUUUGAGAAGAACAUGGCGCGCUUCAGGGAGGAGCAUCCGGAUCUUAUGGAGGAGAGGAAGAAGUCGGACCUUCCAGAAAAACCCAAAACCCCGCAGCAGCUGUGGUACAACCAUGAGAAGAAGGCCUACAUGAAGCUGCACCCAGAGGUGAGCCAGAAGGAGCUGAAGGAGGUUCUGAGGAGGCAGUGGUCCCAGCUGUCCGACAAGCGCCGCCUGAAGUGGAUCAGUAAGGCCCUGGAGCUGCAGAAGGACUACGAGGACAGUAUGAGGGUGUACCAUGAAGCCCACCCAGACGCCAACUCAGAGGACCACGUCCGCUCCGUCCUCACCAAGGCUGAGAGACAGCUGAAGGACAAGUUCGAUGGACGGCCCACCAAGCCUCCGCCGAACGGCUACUCGCUGUACUGCGCUGAGCUGAUGGUGAACAUGAAGGACGUCCCCAGCACGGAGCGCAUGGUGCUCUGCAGCAAGCAGUGGAAGAUGCUGACCCAGAAGGAGAAGGACAUGUUCCAGAAGCGCUGCGAGCAGAAAAAGAAGCAGUACGACAUCGACCUGCAGCGCUUCCUGGAGAGCCUUCCUGAGGAGGAGCGCGAGCGAGUCCUAUCAGAGGAGAAAAUGGGCGGGUCCAAGUUGAAUGUGUCUCAACACAGAGCAAAGUCUCCAUCACUGAAGGAGCGCAGUCGAGAGCCCGAGCUGGAGACCUGGAUACCUGCCGGAUCACCCAAAGACAGACGAGACGGAAAGAAGACAGUGAAGCUUCCAGAGACGCCAAAAACCGCUGAGGAGAUGUGGCAGCAUAGUGUGAUAGGAGACUACAUGGCCAAGUAUAGAAGCGACCGCAGGAAGGCGCAAGCAGCUAUGGACGCGGCCUGGAGGUCUAUGGAGAAGAAGGAGAAAAUUCCCUGGAUUAAGAAGGCGGCAGAGGACCAGAAGCGUUACGAGGUUCAGUACCAGUCUGUGAGGGAGCUGUUGGAGAUGCGAACACCGGCUGCAGGUCAGAGGAAACCCAAGUUUGAUGGGGAACCCAAGAAGCCCCCAGUGAGCGGGUAUCAGAUGUUCUCCCAGGAGCUGCUGACAAACGGAGAGCUGAACCACUUCAGCCUGAAGGAGCGCAUGGUGGAGAUCGGGAAAAGGUGGCAGAAGCUGAGCCAGAGUCAGAAGGACAAGUACAAGAAGCUGGUUGAGGAGCAGCAGGUGGAGUACAAGGUGGAACUGGAGGCCUGGGUUAAGUCGCUUUCCCCUCAGGAUCGAGCCAUCUACAAGGAGUUCUCCUCCUCGAAACGGCGCAGCACCACCAAGGCCACCAGCAGUCCCGUGGCUAAGGUCCACGUAACAGCCAAGGGGAAGGCAGGAGGCUCAAGAGCGGUGAAUCCAGGGGUCGGAGUGGGUAGGAGGGCCAUGGCGUACCGCGCUAAGAAGGACAUGUCUGACUCUGACGAAGAGGAGGAGAAGAGCAACUCCUCGGACUCUGAUGAAGAUGAUGAAACAUCAGGAAGCACCGACAGCGAGGACGAAGAUGAGAACGAUGAUGAGGAGGAGGAUGACGACGAUCAGUCCUCCUCCGAGGAAUCUAGUGAGUUGGACUCGGAUUAGCUCGGCCCCUCCUUCCUGUCGAAGAGGACCGGCUGUGCAGGCCACGCCCCCUGUCCUGCCAAUCAUCCAGGCUUACCAACGAGAGGCCGCGCCGUCCUUAGUGGGCGGAGCAUUUUGUUACACGCGUUUCCGUUUCGGUCGACUGUUGGUCUUUAUCUGACGGACGCUUUUUAGUCAAUUACAACUUCCUGUUUGUUUAUUAACCUGGGAAGGGGGAGGGGUUCCUACAUAUCCAGAGGAGGGGGCGGAGUCUGUCACCCCUGGGGGAGGAGUCAGGAAAGGAGAAACGAAAAUAAAUGCACUUUUUCCAAA
This is a messenger RNA of Cyprinodon tularosa, 2663 nucleotides long. RefSeq names its product upstream binding transcription factor, like (gene ubtfl). The coding region runs from base 246 to 2351 and encodes 701 amino acids. NCBI's taxonomy places the organism in Eukaryota, Metazoa, Chordata, Actinopteri, Cyprinodontiformes, Cyprinodontidae. The record is from RefSeq and is a predicted model, not a curated record. The transcript has 20 exons.